GUUUACAAAUUGUUCUACGCGGAUUCGGUUGUGUGGUCGUUAAAAAUAAGUAAUAUAAUAAGAAAAAGUGAAAAAUAGUGAAUUUUUGUGGCAAAUAAAAAUUAAGAGAAAAAAGAAUCCGACACACACACACGUAUUGAACCAAUGUAGUGAAGAAAAAAUCAUUAAAAUUGAAAGAAGAAAUUUUUUAAAUAUUGAAAAUACAAAAAAAGAUAAAAUGCUAAAUGUUUUUUUAAAGAAAAUCAAUAGAAAUCUAAAUAAAAAAUAUUUAAAUAAUUUUAGUUUUUAAGUGAAGUUGUGCUGUAGUGUAAGAAGAAUUAAACAAAAAUUAAACGCAAUAUAAAAUUUUUUCAUACUUGCUAAAAGAGGAGUGUGUGUAUUGAAGAAGAAGAGGAAUAAAAAACAGCCCGUAGAAGAAGUGGACGACAAAAAAGUCAGCAACCUUUUAGACAUACAGAGAGGGCAAGAAGUAAGAAGGUAAUUUAAAAAAAUAACAUUUGCUGAAUUUUAAAAAGAAAACGCUUUAAAUGUAGACUAAUAACAUUGAAAAAAUAACCAAAGAUAAUUUGAUAAACGAAAGAAAAUUUUACUUAAAUUAUAAAGGAUUUAUUAUAAUUGAGAGGCCUUUUUUUAAUAUUCUCAUACAACACUAAACGUACACUUGCAGCUUAAUAAGAAGUAAACACAACAGCAAUAAUAACAUUGUGAAAGUAAACAUAAAUGGUUUCUACUUUCAUAGGACUUUUGGAUAUACAAUCAUGGUGGGAGAUACCGUGUAUUUCACAUUUUUGUUCAUUGUUUAGUUCAGCAUUUGAUUUGCCAGAUAUAGAUAUUGAGGAUUUAGAAUCCGCUUUAUUAUCCGAUGGUACAACAACAGAUGAUGAACAUCAUAUUGCUUUAGUGCCUGAACUUAUUGUACGCUUAUUAAAAGGUUGCGAUGCUUUACAUUCGGUAGCAAAAGAAAUAACCCAUAGUAAUUAUCAAAUGUUUUUAAGGCGUUUCCUACGCCAACAGUGUCGUCUUCAUAAUACCGAAAAUCAUUUCGAUACCGAUAUUGAUUUUCAAUCUUUACCCGUACGCAAACGUCUUCUUAUUCUCUACGAUCUCUGUCAUUUUCGCCUCGAUUCGGCCGAUGUACAAGUGAUUUUAAAUAAUUUAGAAUCGGACAGUUUACGUGUCGAGCCGUUGGGUUACGAUUCGAAAAAUUCUGGCUAUUGGUAUUUUUACGGUACACGUUUAUAUCGUGAAGAUAAACCAGCCGCUUCAAAUAGUUUCAAAUCGAAUUCGGUUUGGCAAGUGAUCUGUUUCACCGAAGAGGAUUGGCAAAAUUUGGCAACGAAAUUUAAGGCAUCUACGAAUGCCAAAGAAAAGGAACUCUAUCAGAUAUUAGAUGAAAAUUUUCUACCAAAGUUGCCGCAAUUAUUUCGUGAACGUGAACGGUUAAGGAGGAGAAAACUCUUUCAAGUUCGCAAUUCCAGUCGUAUUCGUAAUCUGGUCGAGUUGAAAGCUCGUCAAGAACAAGAACGUCAAGAACGCCAGCAAAGAGAACGUCAACGUUAUCCUUUCGAACAACCGCAACCUACUAAAACAUCACUGUUGCCUCUAACAUCUUCUUCAACUGCAACAGCUGCAGCAACCACAACAGCAGCAACAAGCUCUCAAACUAGAGCACGCAGAUGCUCGCAAUCCACCUCAACUGCUAGUGGCAUUUCGACCUAUGCCAGUUCUUUAAGACGCACUAUAACCACUAAUUCAAGUGAUUUUUUGGGACAUCGUGAGACCUUCUGUCUAACACCCGAAGACGAGGACGAAGAGGAAGAAGAAGACGAAGAGGCCGAAGAAGAACUAGAUAACGAAUAUCGACAAAAUCGCAAUUAUCAACAAGAACGUGAUUACGUUUUAGAAGAUCAUCACAAAAGACCAAUAGACGAUACAUCUACGUUAUUGACCGAUGAACAUUUAAAUCUUUUAAAAAAUAUCAAAUUAGAACCGGCUGACAAUUUAGACGAAGCGGCGCCAGUAACAGAGGAAGACGAAGACGGGGAUAUCGAACAAAACAUAUUAAUAAAUAAAUAUAAAGCUUUACAACAAAAUCAUAAAAAUAAUCAAAAUAAAGACGACAACAAUACAACAAUAGCAACAACAGUUACAGCCGAUAGAAGAACUCAAAUAGUCGAAGUAGUUGAACAAGAAGAAAACGACGAAAAACUUGUAGAGGAAUUAAAUCAAAACAAAACAAAUAGAAAAUCUCAUCACCACCACCAUCAUCAUCAUAAAAAGAAAAAAUCACAGAAAAAACAAAAGAAAAAAUCUAAAGAACAUCGCAGGAAACACAAACACGCAGAUAAACAUCAAAACGAGCUAAUAACAGCAGAGACAACAACAACAACUCAACCACAACAACAAGAAACAGAAAUAAAUCAGCAACAACAACAAUCUCAAACACAACCGCAACAACAGCAGCAUCAGCCGCAAUCUCAAGAUAAACAACAAUUGCUCACACGUUCUUCUACUUCUACUAAACAUACAAAAUAUCCUACAAUCGAUGAAGAAGAACCAGUAUUAAGUCCAGAAGAUAAGGAAAAUUUCUGUCGUGCUAUCGGUGUAGUGCCCACAGAAAGUCUUUUACAUUUACACAACAACAAUAAUCAACACAAUAAUACUAUUGCUAACGAUUUGGAAACAACUGGACAGGAGCAUCAUCAUCAUAAUCAUCACCACCACCACAACAACAACAACAACAACCAUAUCGAUUUGCAAUUAAAUUCUGCCGUUGUAAAUAUAAAAAAAGAAAAAGAUUGUACGGUCGUAGUUUAUGAUAUGGCACCAGCUACAAAUAUGAAAUUGCCGGGACGUCAAACUAAUAAUUCUCUCUCUUCAUUAACGGGUAAUAUUUUCAUACCAACUACUUUACAAGAUUCCACUACAGCCACCUCAACUUCAGCUACAUCAUCUUCCACUUCAACGGGUGCCACAACAACAGCCACAACACACCACCAACAACAACAAUCCCUCAAAGAUACAAAUAAAACAAAAAAUUCCACAAUGGCAAAUAGAAAACAAAAAUCCACGGAUAGUCAUACAAAUUCUGGGGGAAAACAAGCAGGUGGCCCUAAAAAGAAGAACUCAAGUACAGCCUCUUCGGUAAAGCAAGAAGCGGCAAGUGAUCGUGAUGAUUUAACAAUGACCAAGUCAAAUUCAAAUUCAUCACAAAAUUCGGAAAAAAGUGCUGAUGAAAAUGUAAUAUGUAGCAACAACAGCAACCAGUAUCAACCGAAACAACAACAAGACCAAGAACAACAACACUAUGUCACGAUCAAUAAUCAUAAUAACAACAGUAACAAUAAUAAUAAUAAUAAUAAUAAUAAUAAUAAAAAUAAUAAUAAGAAUAAAAAUGUCAAUGAAACAACAACUACAGUUGCCGCUAUACCACCAACCAAACGUUAUUUAAAACAUAAUACUAACAAUCACACUUACAACAACAACAGCACUACUACUAUCACUUCUCCCACUAGUACUACCAAUCACAAAAACAACAACACUACCUCUAAUGAUAAUUAUUUCCAUAAUAAUACUAAUAAUAAUGCACAUUUUUCCCAACACAAUCACCAAAACCAAAUCCAACACCAUCACAACCACAAUUCCUCUACAACUAUAUCCUCUGAUUCUUAUGUACAUAAAAAAUCAUCAACCUCUUAUCAUAAAUAUCAAAAACAACAACAACAACAUCACAAUCUAAAUCAUCACAACCAUAUGCCACCACCACAACCAACAACAAAAUCAUCAACAUCCCAUCACCACCAACAUAAUACUUUCUACAACAAUUAUUGUUUGAACAAAAAAUCCAUCACACCAAAUGUUCUUAGCUUUACCGAAACCGAAGAAGUUCUACAAAUUGGUAUGCACAAGGUACUGGUCUAUGUUAAGAAUCAUCGUGACGCUUGGCCAUUUAUGGAUCCAGUAGAGGAAGAUAUUGCACCCAGAUAUUAUUCCAUUAUAAGAAGACCUAUGGAUCUUUUGAAAAUGGAAGAUAAACUUGAUAACGGUGAAUAUCAGAAAUUCAGUGAUUUCCGUAAUGAUUUCAAAUUAAUUGUUAACAAUUGUCGUUUAUAUAAUGGCAAUGACAAUGAAUAUACCGAAAUGGUGAAUAAACUGCAAGAAGCCUUUGACAAAGCCACCAAAAAAUAUUUCGAUCAUUUGUCCGAUGACGACGAAGAUGAUCCGAAUUUAAGUUAUCCGGCGGCCGAUGCAAAAAUGAAUGUUUUCCGUGAGAAAUAUUUCAAUAAAAAGGCUAAAGAUAAAGAAAAUCAAGAAAUGGCCAAUAAGAAAAGCAACAACCACAAAUCCGCAGAUAAAAAGAAACAUGGCAAGAAAGAUAAAACAAAAGAGACCAUGAUGACUAGCGAUGAGGAGGAGAAUAUCGCUGGUGUUGGCAAAGAGAGUGAAGAUGAUGAGAAACUAGAUGAAGAGGAAAGUGAUCAUAAGAGCUCUAAUGCCAAAAGGAAACGUAAAGAUAAGGAUAAAAAACGUAAGAGAAAAUCAAAAACACAGCGUAAAGAUGAUAGACAGAGUGAGGAGGAAGAUCAGUAUGAAUUUAAAGAUGAUGACGAAGAUUUUGAAGACAUACAGGAUUUGGAAGAGAGUAGAAACUCUUCGAAAAAGUCCAAAACUUAUAAGGACUCUUCUACGAAGAAGGAUAAGAAAUCGAAACAUGAUAAGAAAAAUUCUAAAUCAAAUGCCAAAUCUAAAAAGUCAUCAAAAAAGUCGACUAAAUCUAAGCAAAAAGCUGAAGAGGAAGAUAUGGAUUUAACCGAAGAAGAGGAAGAUUUCAUAAAUGCCGAAUCUGAAGAAGAGCCAGAUGAUGAAGAUGAUGAGAAUUUUGAAUUAAAGUCUACGAAAAAAGGAAAAUCAAAAGCAAAAGACAGUAAAGCAGGAAAAACUGCAAAUCAAAAGAAAAAAGCAGCGGCUAAAAAGAAAAAAGACAAUUCCAAAAGUAAAACAAAAACGAAAGAUGCCACAAAAGCAGGAGGUAAAUAUAAAUCGAAAGCCGAAAUCUCAGAAUCCGAACAGGAAGACUCCAACUCGGAAGUAGACGAAGAAAAAGAUCUAAAAUCUGAGCCUGAAGAACCCGAAGAAGAUCCACCACCACCUCCCACACCCACGAAGGCUCCAAACAAGAGAAAAACCUCACUUUUAACUAAUAAGGAUUUGCCACCACCCGCUAUAGCUGCCUUAAAUGCUUCUGCCUCGGAAUUGGAAGAAGAUAUACUAGAUGAGGAUAGUCGCAGCAUGUCGCCCUUCAAAGUAGAUUUACACAAAAAAUACUCAAAAAGUGCCCUUAACGAAGAUCUCUCUGAACUUUUGACAACCGUAAAGAAAGUGCAAAGCACUUCUUUAAACAAUUUGCAACCGCAAACAACAACUGAAUCCGAUAAUGAAGAUUUAAAAUCCACUUCUAGUCAUACAACCGAGGAAUCUAGAGAACCCUCACCCGAACCUGUGAAAAAGAAAGCCACACCAAAAAAUAAUAAAAACAAUAAAAAGGAAAAAGAAAACAAACGUAAAAGAUCGACAUCUUCAUCAUCCACCGCCAACACGACAACAACAACAUCAAGUGAUAAGAAAAAACUUACAGAAAAAGAGAAAGCGGCUGCUGCAGCAGCUGCCGAACAGGCUGAAUUGGAAAUGUUGCUGCCUUUCUUGGAUAAAUACGAACUCAUAAAAUACCGCCGUAGCAGAGCUUUACUCAAUCAACAAAAUUUGGCUGCCGAAACAAAAACGACUACUAAAACUCAGAGCUCUAGAAAACGAGACUCAUCUAGUAAGACAGUUUCAGAAGCCUCCGAUAAAACCCCAGAAAAACCGGCUACAGAAACAACAAAAGGUAGAAAAUCGCGUGAUAAUAAAAAAGCUAAAAAGAAUUUGGAAAAAGCUUUGGAAGUACCCGAAACCAAACCAGAACCCGAAAGAAUUUUGGAGGAGCCAAAGCAAGAGACAAAGAAAUCUACUGAAAUAGAAAAACCCUUAGAAAAGCCAGCAGAACCUGAGGAUGUAAUAAUGGCCGAAGAAGAGCCAGAAGAUGAGGAAAAAUCAUUUAAAUUGCCACCAACAGCAGUGCCUGCGUUAAAAGAGAAAAAAUCUGUUGCGAUUGAUAAGUUACCACCAAAAAAGAAAGAAAAAUUAAAAGCGGCUUUAAUAGAAGACUCGCCACCUCUCUCACCGUUGGCCACCACACCACAAUCUGUGGCCAUUUGUGAGGUUAUAAAAGAAAUUGUGGAAAUUAAAGAACCGCCUAGAGUUGAAGAAAAGGAAAAAGAAAAAGAAAAAGAGAAGCCACAAGCUCCUCCGCCACCCAAAAAGGCUUUGCAGAAAAAAGCUACCGCGAAUCAAAAUAACAAUAAAAAAUCAACUAAAAACAAUGCGGCAAACAAUUUAAAUAAUCAAAAGCCAUCUGCCAAUAAUAAUUCUGCUAAUCUAGAAGCUCUGGAUGUGGAAACUGAACAGACUCUUAAAGAUAUCAAUCGCUGGCUGGAACAUACACCUAGAUUCUCUGAAUUCUCAUCCGCCUCUAAUUCACCUUCUCGCUAUAUGAUGGAUGAUUUUGAUCCGGCCAUAACUGCUAAAUUGGAUGGUCCAAAUCCCAAAGAUGACUUAAUGCCAGUAAAACUACAAGAGGCCUUUGAUGAACUAGUGGCGGAUAAUAAUUCCUCAUCAGACUCGAACUUACCAAAGAAAGACAUUAUAAGUGAAUUGCUGCCAGUAGCAGCUGCAGCUAGACUUAACACCUCACCACCUCAUUCAACUACUUCAGGCAAUUCAGUGGGCAGUACUUCGGUCAAUGCCUCCUCGAAUUCAUCCACAAUAAAUGCGCCUUCUAUUGCUUCCUUAAGUUCGGUAGCUGUAGCGAAUACUCCUCUACUCAUACCUCCACCUACAACAAUAGCUCCUUCUUUGACAACGGUUACUAUGCCCAAGCCAAAGGAACCCACCACCACCCAACUUUUGUUACAUCCUCCGCCACCGCCUCACAUCAAAAAACAAAUGGCAAAGGAGGACAAGAGAAAGUCCUUGAAAGAAAAGCUGCAAGCGGCCUCGAAUACCAGAAGAAAAGAUAAUUUAUUGCGCACUAUUGAUCGCUUACAACCCGGCAAGGCUAAGGGAAAUCUUAUACAAAAUGUCAACAAACCAGAUGAACUGUUUCCCUUGGGACCAGUGGCAGCUAAAACUAAAGAAAUUAAAAAUUCUUUAAUAGUGGAAACUGCAGACAAUGUGCCAAAAUUAAGUUUGGGCACUGUUAUAAAAACUGACGAUUUUGCUAUGGGAUCGACGCCUUCGUUCAUAGAUGAAUUGGCUUCGAAGACGGUAAAUAAAGCCGCAUUAAGUCCAGCUUUGAAUAGUGAAAAAGAAAAGGAAUUGGAAGAGAAAUCGAAACCAAAAGAAAACGUGUUGGAAGGUUUAUUGCCAUUCCCAAAAAUUGGCUCCUCAUUAACUAGUUCAACACAUUUGCUAACAAACGAAGAAAAAGACAAGAAGUUAGAGGAAGAUAUGAAGUCCACUUCGUCAGCUGAAAAGCCGAGACCUUUUGAGACAUUAACAGCAACAUUGUCUGCUUUAAAUGCAACAACUUUAACCUCUGCAAACUCUCCCGCAACAGUGAAUGAAAAAGCAGUUGAUUCAAAUAAUAGCGCUUCUACAGCGGUAGCUGAUGCUGCUAAGGAAAAACCUAACUUAAGUGCGUGGUUUAAAGCUUUUGGCGCACCUAAAAAGGCAAAAAAAUCAGAGGAAGAAGAAAAGCAACAGCAAGCCGCGGAAAGUAAUGAAAACUCCUCGGAGAAGUCCCAAGAAAAAAGCUCGUUGUCUUCUGUUUCAAAUAAUGCUACAGCUGCCAAAAGUCCCACUUCUAGCUCUUUAAUAGGAGAAACUUUUUCACUGCCCUCUGCACCCAGACAACGCAAAGCCAGCACUGGAAGCACUAUAUCAGAACGUUCAAGUUUUUCACAGGAUCCUGAUUCACCACGCAUAACUAUAGAGGAUCGUUAUGGCUCCUACAAUGCCGGGUCUUAUACUUCACCAAUUGGUGCUUCACCUAUUGGAGCCUCGCCUAUAAUGGUCUCACCAAAACCGGACGACAUAACCAAACCGGCCUCUCCUUAUCCCUUAAAUGGCACGAUUAAAGUUAAUUUCUAUCAGGACACCACCACCAAGAGUAGUCCCGAUAAAAGUUGUAGUCCCAGAGAAAUGCCUUCUCCCUAUCCUCAGUACUCGCAGCACAUAUACUCCUCUGCAUCUUCACCAAAUGUUUCGACGCCCGAGUUAAGUGGUACUUCUCCUUAUGGGGGAGCGAAUAGCUACAAUCCAUCUGGUUCGGAAGCCUCUAAGACACCAGUAUACUCUUCUACUUCGCCUUUGCCAAAUCUAUAUGAUCAAUAUAAACAACCCAAAUCACAAGAGUCGGAUUAUAAUAGUUCUAUGAGUCCAAGUACGCCCAAUCCCCACUCACCUUACCAGCAACCGCAAAAUUCUCCCUAUACCACGCCUCAUACUACACCACAGCCUCAUCAAAGUCCCUAUCAUCCACCGAAUUCUCCAUAUCAACAGCCGCAACAGUCGCCUUAUACAACCGCCAAUCAUGCCCAUAGUCCGGCGGCUCAUACACCUGUUGUCGGAUCGGCAGCCUCCAGUGUUCACUCUCCUUUGAAUCAGCAGCAACACAGUCCUUUGGCCUGCAUUGACUCGCCAGCCUCAUCAGCAGCCACACAACCGCCCACUCCUCUGGCGAACUCUCCAGCCGAACAGCCACAGCAACAUUCACCAUAUCAACAACCAGUUAUGUCACCCUAUCAACAGCAACCUCCUAGUGUGGGAUCUCAACAGCAGCAGCAACAACAGCCAAUUAUACCGCAACCCCAACCGCCCACAUACAGUCAGACUUCAUUGUCAAAUACAACGCCAAAUUAUCACAAUACUACUGCGGCUGCCUCUGUAAUGGGUUAUGGAGAGCCUAAUAAGAGUUCCACCACAAAUCCACUACAAACACAAUCUUCCACAUUGGAAGAACAACAACAGAAACAGCAGCAACAAUCUACAGGAAUGUAUUCCUCACAAAUGGCGGAUAAUGCGGGAAAUUUGGGACAAACUAUGAAUGCUAAUAGCAAUUCAUAUGUGCCACCAAUUUCUAAGGUAACACAGCAGUUACAACAGCAACAACAACAACAGCCGCAACAACAUGCUAAAGAAACACAACAACUGCAAGCAAAUGAUACAUUGCACAAUCUUUACAAUCCUUCUCUUUUGAACAACAACAAUAGCAAAACAACAACAGAGACUAAGCCUAAUGAUUGGAGGGAUACAACAAUGACAACGGCAACAAACCAAACUACACAGCAAGGUCAAACACAUCAACGUAACCUUUUAACAAAUCCAACACAACAACAGUCAUUAAUAACAAAACCGUCAUAUCCCACUUACGCCCAAUAUCAAGCAGAGGCUGCCAGUAAACAAUCAGCAGUCACCACCUCAACCAUCGAUGAAUUGAAUCGAGAAAAUAAGACAAGUAAUAAUAGCCUUUCCUCCAAUUCCUCCUCAUCAGCGGCAACGGCAGCCUCAUCUCCGGCUGCACAAAGCUAUAGUAUGCAGGCGAAUACUCCCACUAGUUUGAGUUCUUGUUCGAAUUCCGGUGAUAUGGCUGCAUUUAUGCAACACAUGCAUCAACAGGCACAUGCACAAAAAUCUCAACAUGUUGCAAAUCCUUUAAAACGAGCAGGGGAUGAUCUUUUAGGAAUGGAUUAUAGUGGGGGAACUGCUAGGAAAAUGCAGAAAUGUGAUGAGACACAAGCAACACAACAGCAGCAACAACAUGUUCAACAACAACAGCAGCAAAUAACACAACAAAAUAAAGUUGCAGCACAGCAAAAUAAUCAACAACAUCAACCUUCUCAACAGCAGCAACAAUCUACACUUUCGGCUUUGUUAAGUCAAGCGCCACAACAAACUCAACAACAACAACAGCAGCAACAGUUGCAGCAAUCCCAGCAGCAAAUGCAACAACAAUCAACACAGUCCCAACAACAACAACAAACUCAAACUGUAACAUCCCAACAAGACCAACAACAACAACAGCAACAAUUGAGUAAAUAUUCUCAAAUGUUCGAUUCAUUCUUGGGCUCAAUGGCAUUUGGCAAACAAUUGGGUAAUAUAGCACCUGAAAAAGCCUUUGCCAUGUACAAUCAUGCUGCUUCUCUGGGUUUCCCUAAAGACUAUACCAAAGAUACACAAGCGUGUCAAAUGCAACAGCAACAACAAACGUCGCAGCAGCAGCAACAACAGGCGCAGCAACAGACUCAUAAGACCCUGCAGCAGGAACAAAAUAAACAUUUGGCGGCACAUUUAAUGCAACAACACCAACAACCACAGCAGGCUGCAGCAGAACAACAGCAACAGUCGUCGUCUCUACAACAAAAUCAAACUAUGCAACAGCAGCAUCAAAAUAAAUCAACUUUAGAUAUGUUAAAUAAAAACCCCAUGGGUUAUGCAACGUCAAGUGCUUCAGCCAGUAGCAAUAUAAUGCAGCAACAUAAUCAACAGCAGCAGCAACAAAAAUCGAGCGAAUCCUCCCUACAACAACCUUUAAAUAUGUCUAAUACAGACAACACCUACAUGGCACAUCAACAACAUCAUACAAUGCACUCACAACAACAACAGCAGCAGCAACAGCAUAGUUUAUACAAUAGUAAUGCAAGUAAAUUAGCACAAAGCUCACAACAGCAACAAACAACACAACAGCAGCAACAUCAUCAGCUGAGCCAUAAUUAUGGUCAACAACAACAUCAGACACAAAACCAAAAACACUCUACCACAGCAAACGAUAAAAACUCAGCUACUACCGCCAACAACAACUCUUCUGUAAACACUCAUGAGUCUUCUACAUCUUCAAAUUCGGUGUCGGCCUCCAAUAAUCCUUUACUAAAUGCCAUGACAGCCUCCCAUCAUCUUACGCAUACACAUCAUUUGUCGGCCUAUAACAAACCCACACCACCACCUCCUCCAGCGCAAACCUACAAUAAUCCUGCAGCUUCUCUUUUACACCCCUUGGGAGAUCCCUCUUUAAUGGGUCUUACCGGACAAUCGGCGGCCAGUAAUUAUUAUGAUAAAACUAUGCCACCAGCUGCUCACACAUACAAUUCAGCAACAGCAGCGUCUACAGCCUCCAAAGGACUUACCUCAGCAGCCUCACAACUUUAUUUGAAUUCUAUGCAAUCGGCGGGUAAUGCGUCCAGUGCAGCGGGUGCCAGUAUUUAUGGUAAUCCACAUCAAAUGCCCUCUGCCUCUAGUUAUUUACACAAUUUGGCGGGUAAUAACGCGCAGUCCAAUGCUGCAGCACAACAAGCCCAACAACAGCAACAACAACAUACACAACAUGUAGAGCCUCAAAAGCCAGCACCCGCUAAAAGAGGACGCAAGAAGAAAGCCUCUACUAUAGCAGCGGAACAGGCAGCCGCCGCAGCUAAAGCUCAGCAACAACAGGCUCAACAACAAGCCCAGCAACAGGCCCAACAAUUACAGCAACAACAGCAGCAACAGCAACAACAGCAUCAAUCACAACAACAUCAACAUCAUCAAUCCCAAGCGGCUCAUCAGCAGCAGCAACAACAACAGCAGCAAUCCCUACACUCCUCACAAUACAAUCCCAAUGCACAAAAUUCCACGGCCUCCGCUACGGCCCAUCAUAUGCAAGCUUUGCAAAGUUUUCAACUUUAUGCCGGCCUCAAAUCGACCGGCGUUGGUUCGCCUCUAUCCACCUCGAAUUCUUCUCAAGCUACUGUGGGAUCACAAAACUCCAGUACAAAUGCCAACAAUAAUUCUUCAUCGACCACCUCAUCUUCGGCUACAUCUGCUUUAGAUGCAGCCGCCAUUUCAUUAAAAACUGCCGCUGGCAUGGUGCCAGGAAGUGCUUUCAACUUUGGUCAUACCGCCAGUACUUUGGGUUUAUAUGGAGAACAAACUGGUUCCAGUUACUUAGAUCAAUUUAGAGAUGCCUCAAAUCCCUAUUAUAUGCCACCUGCACCCGCCCACAGUAGAAGCGCCGCAGCCAAUGAUGCUACAGCUUCAUCAGCGGCUGCAGCAGCCAGUGUUAUGGAUAAAACCCAGGCCGCGUUAAAUCCAGCAGCCACUCCAAAUCCUUAUAGUUUUCUAGCAGCACAUCCCUCAACCAGAGCCUCGCCUUACUUUAUGAAUGCUGCCUCACAAUUGGAUGCUGCCAACUCACAGUUGUAUCAACAAUAUUUACGACAUGAUGACUAUCAUACACGUAUGAUAUUUAAUCCAUCUUCAUUGUUAGGUGGUCCAGCUACUGCUGCAGCAGCAGCUGCUGCGGCUGGUUAUGGUCAACCGCCUCCAUCAGCGUAUAGAUCUUCAUCGUUGGGUAUGCCAAAACCAUAUGAUGCUGCAAAUCCUAGACCAUGGUUCUAGCAGUGCGCCCAAAAUGGGCAACAACAACAACAGCAGCAACAACAACAAUCAACAUCCUUAGAUGCGGAAUCUACAGCUGAUCAAAUGAAUAAUAUGAUGACAACACAACAACAGCAACAGCAAGAUAAUAGUGCACAUGCUCAUCAUAAUUCUCAUCAAAACAAUCAAUUACAUUAAAGUAAUGUUGAGGAUUUCAACGCUGGUCGUGGGAAUAUUUUCUAUAUAAUUAAAACAUUCACACAUAUACAUACAUAUACAUAUAUAUUUUUUUGUUUUGCAUAAUUUUGUUAAUUAUGUUUUUAAUUUUAUUAAAAUAUAUUUGAAACAAAUAUUAAUUAACAUUCUUCAUCAUUAUUGCUGUUAUUGUUUAAACGCCAAAAAAAACCAACCAACCGCCUUUUACUAGACAAAUUACAAUAAAAACUAAAAGUUUUUUUCUUUUGUUCACUGUUACAACUGAGUUAUAGAAAUCAUGUAAAUUAUAAAUAUAUAUUUUUCUUUAGGUUUCAUUAGAAUUACAAGAAAAAUUAUAAAUUUUCAAAUACUAAAAGUAAAAUUAAACAUUUUCAAUAUUGUUUUGUUUGUUUUUUUUUAAUUAUUUAAUAUUUCCAAGUGCAAUUUUUGAACUGAAAUUCAAAUUUAUUUCUUUGUUUUGUUUUAUUAUUAACUUUACUAUACAAUAGCUCAUAAUGACUUUAACACACAGUUACAUACAAAUACAUAUAUACAUACAUAUAUAGGAUUUUAUUAUUUCUUUUUUAAAUAAAGAAACAAAAAAAUAUUUAACAUUAAACUUACGAACUAAACAUUACAAAAAAAAAAAAAGAAAACUUUAAAAUUUCAUUAAAACAAAUAUUUAAAGUUCAAAAUCUAACAUUUUCAACUCAUUAGCUAAGAAGACAAAUACAAAAA
Messenger RNA from Lucilia cuprina (Australian sheep blowfly), 13380 nucleotides. It is a transcript of the gene dikar, whose product is annotated as protein split ends. Gene Ontology annotation, cellular component: CERF complex; RSF complex. NCBI's taxonomy places the organism in Eukaryota, Metazoa, Arthropoda, Insecta, Diptera, Calliphoridae. Gene Ontology annotation, biological process: chromatin remodeling; regulation of DNA-templated transcription. Gene Ontology annotation, molecular function: protein binding. The transcript is spliced from 9 exons. The record is from RefSeq and is a predicted model, not a curated record. The coding region runs from base 721 to 12468 and encodes 3915 amino acids.